AUGGCCUCUCCCUCAGGAUCCUCCCUCCUCCUCGCCCGUUACUACAAAGAUAUGACCAAAGGCCAGGCCGCGAAGGACCUUCCUGGCGUCUCCGUCGGUCUCGUCAAUAGCAAUGUCUUCGAGUGGGAGGUCAUGCUCAUGAUCAAUGACGAUUGCAAGUACUAUGGUGGCGGCUUCUUCCGCGCCCGUCUCACCUUCCCGCCAAACUUCCCCGACAUGCCGCCCUCCAUGACGUUCCAGAACCCGAUCCCCUUCCACCCCAACAUCUACCCCGACGGCAAGCUGUGCAUCUCGAUCCUGCACCCGCCAGGCGAGGAUGAGUUCGCGUACGAGGAGGCAUCAGAGAGGUGGAGCUCCGUCCGCAGCCCCGAGAGCAUCCUCGUCAGCGUCCUGAGUCUGUUCCAUAGCCCGAAUACCGAGUCGCCCGCCAAUGUCGAGGCCGGCAGGUUGCUGCGAGAGGACACCAAGGAGUUCAGGAAAAAGGUGCGCGUGUGCGUGAGGCAGAGUCAGGAGGAGAGUUUUUAA
This is a messenger RNA of Verticillium nonalfalfae, 525 nucleotides long. RefSeq lists its product as uncharacterized. Bases 1 to 525 code for a protein of 174 amino acids. Gene Ontology annotation, cellular component: endoplasmic reticulum; cytosol. The transcript has 2 exons. Lineage: Eukaryota; Fungi; Ascomycota; Sordariomycetes; Glomerellales; Plectosphaerellaceae. The record is from RefSeq and is a predicted model, not a curated record.